Messenger RNA from Nelumbo nucifera (sacred lotus), 3983 nucleotides. Lineage: Eukaryota; Viridiplantae; Streptophyta; Magnoliopsida; Proteales; Nelumbonaceae. The record is from RefSeq and is a predicted model, not a curated record.
UCUGUACUUUUGUGUUCAUCACAUUUUAUUUUACUCUGUAGAGUCCCUGCGCCGAAGCAAGGCACAUCUAUUCCCUCCUCAAAUCCUCCCUCUGUCUCGCUUUCUCGCCCCUUGUGCACUUCCACCGCUGCCAUGCUAUUUCUUCCAUCGGCCACCGACUGCUGCUGCAACCGAAGAUCGGUGCAGCUUGAUACUCACACUUACCGCGCCAAAUUAGAUCGAAUAAUCAAAGACCAUGGAGGUUGGGCCUCAACAUAUUGAUGUUGCCUCAGUCGAUGCAGAUGAAUCGGCUAAAGCUAUUGAGCUAGAUAAAGGAAAAUGCAUUAUUGAUGACUUGCCUACAAUGGAAGAGCAACAAGAAAGCAUAGAUGAAAAUAUAAAAAGAAAGUUUGAGGAAAGAUGUGCCCUUAUUCCGAAAGAGUAUAUCCCAAAAGUUGGUAUGGUGUUUAAGACAGAAGAGGAGGCAUACGAUUUUUACAAUAGAUAUGCAGGAAUGUUGGGAUUCAUCACUCGAAAGUCUAAUAGAAAUAUAUGUCGGAGGACAGGUGAAGUGAAUUAUAGAAAAUUUUGUUGUUCUAAACAGGGGAAACGUGAAGUAGAUAAACGUAGACCUUGUGUUAGAUGUCAUCGGGCUGAGACAAGAUGUGGUUGUAUGGCAGAGAUGAGGAUAAGUCUUCGGGAAGAUGGUUGCUUUCACGUUAUUGUUUUUAAUGAGACUCAUAACCAUAUUAUUGCAAUCCCCACAAAAGCACCCAAAUUAAGAUCUCAAAGAAUGACAUCUGAGGCACAAGCUGCACAAGUUAAACCAACGGACAAUUCAAGGAUAACUCCAAAAGCAUCAAUGGAAUUGGAGGUUGGGCCUCACUCUAUCCAUAGGUUGGAUUUUGAAUCCAAUGGUAAUGAAUGUCAACAUAUUGAUGUUGUCUUACAUGGAGCCGAUGAAUCGUCUAAGUCUGUUGAACUAGAUAAGGGAGAAAGUAUUGUUAAUGAUUUUCCAACAAAAGAGCAACAACAACAAAGCUUCGAUGCAAGCAUAAAAAGGAAGCUCAAAGAAAGAUGUGCCCUCAUUCCUGAAGAGUGUACCCCAAAAGUUGGUAUGAUGUUUAAGACAGAAGAGGAGGCAUACGAUUUUUAUAAUAGAUAUGCUGGAAUGUUGGGAUUUACCACUCGAAAAUCUAAUAGAAAUCUAUGUCGUAUGACUGGCGAAGUGAACUAUAGAAAGUUUUGUUGUUCUAAACAAGGGAAGCGUGCAGUAGAUAAACGUCGACCCAAUGUCAAGCAGCCUAGGGUAGAGACAAGAUGUGGUUGUAUGGCGGAGAUGAGGAUAAGUAUUCGGGAAGAUGGUUUCUUUCAUGUGAUUGUUUUUAGUGAAAUUCAUAACCAUAUUAUUGCAGCCCCUAGAAAAGCACAUACAUUAAGAUCUCGAAGAAUAAACUCUGAAGCACAAGUUAAACAAGCUAAAAUGGCAAAUGAUCUAGGGUUAGCUCUAAAAGCAUCAAUGGAAUUGAUAGCCAAGGAAGCUGGUGCGCAUGAAAAUGUUGAAUCCACUUCUACGGAUUUAAAGAAUUACUUGCAUUCAUGUAGGACUGGGAAUAUGGAAAAGGGGGAAGCAGGUGCUAUUCUACAAUAUUGUCAAGACAUGCAAGAAAAGGACCCAUCUUUUUCUUAUGCCGUACAAUUGGACCAAGAUGAGCUAGUCACAAAUAUGUUUUGGGCAGAUGCACAUAUGAUAGUAGAUUAUAGUCACUUUGGUGAUGUUGUGUGUUUUGACACAACAUAUAGAAUCAACAAUGAAAAUCGACCAUUUGCACUUUUUGUGGGGGUGAAUAAUCAUAAGCAAUCAAUCAUAUUUGGUGCUGCAUUUUUGUAUGAUGAAACUGUAGAAACUUUUGAGUGGUUGUUUAAGACUUUCAUCAAAACAAUGGGUGGGAAAAGGCCGAAGACAAUUUUGACUGAUGAUGAUGCAUCUAUAGCAAAGGCAAUUGGUUUGGUGUUGCCAGGAUCACAUCAUCGACUAUGUGUUUGGCAUGUUUUCCAAAAUGCCACAAAACACCUUAGUGGUGUUUUUCAGAAUUUUAAGACAUUUUCCGAGGAUCUUAGCAAAUGUGUAUUUGAUUAUGAAGAAGUGGAUGAAUUUGAAAAUGCAUGGGAAAGUAUGAUCAAUAAGUACAAUCUUCAAGAAAAUGAUUGGUUACAGAAGUUGUAUGAGAAAAGAUAUAGAUGGGCUCUAGUGUUUGGGCGGCAAACAUUUUCUGCUGAUAUAAGCACAACUCAAAGAAGUGAAAGUAUGAAUAGUUGUUUGAAAAAAUAUCUUAACAUCAAAUAUGAUUUGUCAAGAUUUCUUCGACAUUUUGAAAGAGUGGUUGCUGAUAGGCGGUAUGAAGAGUUAAAAGCUGAAUUUGCAACACAAAAUAUCCCCACAUUAGCUGUACAAGUGGAUAUAUUGAAUUAUGUUGCUCAUAUAUAUACUCCGCCAAUAUUUUCCAUGUUUUAUACUGAAGUACUGCAGCAACUAAAUUGUAGUAUUGAUGAAGAUCGUGUUGUGUCUGAAACAAUAACUGAAUAUGAAGUUAGUGUGUCUGGAAAAAGGAAACACAUAGUUGCUUUUAAUUCAGCAAAUGAUUUGGUCAACUGUAGUUGUAGAAAGUUUGAAUUCAUUGGAAUCUUAUGUGUGCAUGCAUUGAAAGUACUUAAUCAUAGACACAUCAAGACAAUCCCCUCGCAUUAUAUAUUAAGAAGAUGGACUGUUGAUGUGAAGGUGAAGGCUGUUGAAGCAUCAUGUGGCUCUAAUAUAACUCUUGAUGAAAGGGAGAAAGCAGCAAUACGUUACAAGGAGAUGAAUCGUUUGCUUAACCAAGUAGCAGAUAGAGCUGCAUCUGUUGAAGAUGCUUACAAGGUUGUUAUGGAGAGUGCAAAUAGGCUUUUGAAAGAAGUCACAGAAUGUUUAAAACACACAAACUUUGAGAAGUCAUUUGUUGCAUCAAAGGUUAUGGGAGCAGAAAUUAAUGAUACCGUUAGCUCUAUUUGCUCUCCUUCCACACAUUUUGAUGAUAUAUGUAAAGAUGCCGUUAGCAACAAUAUCAGUUCUACUGAAGGAGUGUCAUCCACUGUAGUGAAAGGAUUUAAAGACAAGGUGACAACUGUAUGUUCUUCAAAGAGGCCAACAGAUGCUUUAGAAAAGACCAUAACAAAGAGGACAAAAUGGAAGAAUAACCAAUCUGUUGAUGAAUGUUCUACCCGACAGCCUACACAGGAAUCAAACGAACAACAACACACAUCUCAUACAUUUGGUUUGGAUUCAAUUACCUUCAACAUUGGUUUGCAUAGUCCACAAAAUUAUUUGUUCUAUGGACAGCCCAACUCCUUCGACACUGAUCAUAACAUGUCUCAAUCAUUACAGACACAAUUACAUGCAAGUGUUUCCAAAGAAUCCAUUCACAUUGAAUCUCAUGUGAGCCAGGAAUCAUCAAGGAAGACUCGUAGCAUUUCAGAAGAUGUAGUAAAAUUUUGAACCUGAACCCUUUUCUCUGGAUGAACAUUUGUGGAUUACGUGUAAGGCAGAGUCUAGCAACAUGAUCUCUCCAAAGAAGCAAAGACCCGAAUAGUGGUUUACCUUGGGAGAAUUUUUGGACAUCUAGGCUCUCCAGACUUGUCAAUUUGUUACAUAUUACGGGCAAUACUGGUUUUCCUAAUAGAUAAGAGGCAUCAACUCUGUAGAACUACUAGCUAGGAGUUCAGUGUAGUAUGUAUUAUACUACUGGUUUUUUAGUUCUUAUAUUAGUUAGCUACCCUUCAUUAAAUUUCUAAGUUGGUGCUUUUGGGAGGGUGAAGCAAAAGCUUUUUUUAGGUAAAAGGAGGCUCUGAAUUCAAGCACAUUUACAGCCAUGUACAAAGUAGGUGACACAGUUAGGUUAUGCUUAAAGAGGUUGUCCUCGAUUAUCUUGUUUUGAAGUGCAGAUGGAUGGUCAGGACCAGUUCAGGUA